Lytechinus variegatus (green sea urchin) is the source of this 498-nucleotide messenger RNA. Its product is annotated as dynein light chain 1, cytoplasmic-like. Gene Ontology annotation, biological process: microtubule-based process. Gene Ontology annotation, cellular component: dynein complex. NCBI's taxonomy places the organism in Eukaryota, Metazoa, Echinodermata, Echinoidea, Temnopleuroida, Toxopneustidae. The transcript is spliced from 2 exons. Bases 133 to 447 code for a protein of 104 amino acids. The record is from RefSeq and is a predicted model, not a curated record. Gene Ontology annotation, molecular function: dynein intermediate chain binding; dynein light intermediate chain binding.
ACAGAAAUGUUUUGACAUACCUUAUGCUAAUUUACCACUCUACUCUCUUCGAGAUAUCAUCGGAUUGAGUCCUCAGUUCAGCAACUGUAAUUCGCUUCGAUCACCCCGUGGUUCACAACAUCUACAUCAAUCAUGAGUCGCAGUGGUCGUAGUACCUUCAUGUCCGAUGACAAGCGAUCAGAUAAAGACAAACUUGUCGUUAAGAAUGCUGACAUGUCUGACGAAGACCAAGAGGAUGCCGUAUCAGUGGCGCAGGAAGCGUUCGAGAAGUUUACCGUCGAGAAGGACAUCGCCGCCCAUAUCAAGAAAGAAUUCGAUAAGACCCACGAACCGACCUGGCACUGCAUCGUCGGGCGCAACUACGGCAGCUACGUCACGCACGAGAAAGGCGGUUUCAUCUACUUUUACAUCGGUCAGAAAGCGAUCCUUCUCUUCAAAUCAGGCUAGGGACAAACAAAAUCAGCGAAAUAGAAUCAAAUAGCUGGAAUCAUUUUAGGU